AUGCCUCUCAAAAUUAAGGAAAUCAAAGACUUUCUGCUCACAUCCAGGCUGUCAAAUCUGGUGAGAUCAAGAAAUGAGGGUAAUGUGACGUUAAACGUUUAGUGCAGCAGAUAAGUUGUCAUCACAGACAAAGAGAAGGCAGAGAAACUGAAGCAGUCCCUGCCCCUGGGGUUGGCAAUAAAGGAGGUAAAAUGA
Cynocephalus volans (Philippine flying lemur) is the source of this 195-nucleotide messenger RNA. Its product is annotated as large ribosomal subunit protein eL38-like. The record is from RefSeq and is a predicted model, not a curated record. Gene Ontology annotation, biological process: protein-RNA complex assembly; translation. Gene Ontology annotation, molecular function: structural constituent of ribosome. Gene Ontology annotation, cellular component: ribosome; cytosolic large ribosomal subunit. Lineage: Eukaryota; Metazoa; Chordata; Mammalia; Dermoptera; Cynocephalidae.